Sphaeroforma arctica JP610 is the source of this 576-nucleotide messenger RNA. RefSeq lists its product as hypothetical. The transcript is spliced from 4 exons. Lineage: Eukaryota; Ichthyosporea; Ichthyophonida. The annotation marks the transcript as partial. The record is from RefSeq and is a predicted model, not a curated record.
AUGAUGAUCCGGACGCACUCAAUGCUGUAUCAGCAGGGUAUCAAUAUCUUGGCAUGCUUCAAGGAGUAUCCGAAAGCCAUACCGGCAGUGCAACGCGGAGCGGAGAUGCACCGCGUGGCUAUUGUUAGUAUAUUGAAUGAAAUCUGGCGGACGUAUCAAGAGGAUGAAGACUAUCAUUUCGGUCGCAUGGUCCUCUCCAAACGAUCUGAUAAGGAGUUCGCGAUCUUAGAUUCCCUCCAGCGACAGUUGGUAGUGCUCAUCUUCACGCUGGAGUUGCUACGCGCAGUGAAACCCACGCCUGACGUUAGAGAGUACACAAACAUUGCGUUGCAAGUGUGUAGUCAGUUUGUCAUGAUUCGAGGUGGGGAGGGUAUCGGGUUGUUUAUCAGGGGCAAGCCGACCAAGAAAGCCAUGCUUCGCUGGCCACGCUUCAAGGCGAUGUAUAGUACUAUUCAGCAGUACGUGAAAAAGAUGCAAGCACAUCUGGAAAGCCCAGAGGGGAUCAAAUUUGUGGAGUACUUCCUUCGGAGGUGUCACUUCGACGCUCUUGUCAUUGAACCCAAGGCAUCAAGUGUG